AUGUUCCACCCCCGCGAAAACGGGGUGCAGUACUGUAUCACUUUCGAAUUCGCGUCGUUGCCCCCACUCCGUUCGCACUCCGUCCAAUGGCUCAGGUCUCGCUUCGCCUUCACCUUCGCCACCUCGACGCUUCUACUCGCGUCGGUUGCCUCGGCCGCCGACGAGUGCUCGUCCAGUGUAAGCGAGACCAUCGUUGCAACUAUCGACAACAGCACGUACUACGACACUUGCGCAGUGGAGGACGAGGGUGUGACGUUCAACGUCUCCACGCUCUUCGACGUGCUCAACUUCACGGACUCCGAGUUCCUCAUGUUUUGCAACUCAUCGACGUGCCUUGGGCCUGUGCACGAGAUGAUUCACUCGAUCCCGUCCGACUGCCUCAUCCUAGGUCAAGGCACUACAUGA
Molecule: messenger RNA, 405 nt
Organism: Phytophthora infestans T30-4
Lineage: Eukaryota; Oomycota; Peronosporomycetes; Peronosporales; Peronosporaceae
Product: elicitin-like protein
Exons: 3
Coding region: 1-405 (134 amino acids)
Cellular component (GO): extracellular region
Source: RefSeq, a predicted model, not a curated record